GAGAAUGUGUGUGUGUGUGUGUGUGUGUAUUAGCAGUGGUGUUAGUGGGCUGAGUGCAUGUGAAAUGAGAGAACCAAGGGGGACUGUUGGGAGGUUAGAUGAACCAGGAUGGGUUUAGUAUGGUGUGUGUGUGAUAGCAAAGACAGACAGACAUUGAUCACACAUUUCUCCUCACUUGCCAUCCAUCACAGCCACUUGGAAAUCAACACUGCACCUUACUAAAAUAAAUAUGUUGAUAAAUAUACGUUUGUAGUUAAGAUGAAGCUUUCCCCCAAAGCAUGUCCCUUACAUUGUGAAUUUCAAGGAAAUAUAGUAUGUAUGGAGACACAAGUUAAAUGCAAAAUUAACGGGAAUUAGUGAGAAGAAGAGUUUUUUCAUUCAAAAACAUGUAUUUGAUCUCACAGAUUCAUACAUUUAUUUAAUCUUCAACGAUUUAAAUUUAAUUUACACGUCUUUUCUCUUUUGUUGAUUACAUGUUAUUUCUUUGUCUCGUUCUUCAUUUUUUGCAGCAGACAAAACUUUAACAAACGAAGUGAAUACUUAUUUUUUAAAGGAAUUUUGGUGCUUCAGAGGAAACAGCUGCAUUGGAGAGGCUUGGUAUGGUUUGUAAAUAAAUAAUUUAAAGCCCCUUUUAGCCUGCCUCUCUGCUAUCCACAGCUUCUGAUUUAACAGGGCACACCAACAGAUCACCGACGAAAGACCAAUCCAAAUACCAUUGGAAUUGCAAACAUUCUGAUAAACUCGGGUAAAAAGUAAUUUUAUUAACAAUGGUGCAUCUUUAGAUGUUUUUUGUUUUGUUUUACAGCAGUAAAAAGUUAUUAUUAUUAAAGAUGAAACUACAUACGCGUUCUCUUUUCUGGUAUCGAUUGGCCGGGUCUAGCGAAACCCAACUGGAGCGUUGACGGUCUGUCACAUUUCACGCUGACACCAGGCGAACACUGGGCUCAUACACACAUUCAACGAAGCUCAGACACGCAGCUCUCUCUACACCAUCAACAGAUCCGCGUCAGGAGAACAAGUCGAGGAGAACACGUUGAAAGUGCACAUCAGCGUCUUCUGUGAGAGGAAACGAUUGGAAAGCAAAAAAGAAACAGAGGAAACCCCCGAAAGGAAAUGCCAAUCGCAGCCGCUGGACAGCCAACAACCCAGGAGCCUAGAGUGUGCCCCCGGCUGCCCUCCACCCCAGAGCCUGUCCCUAAAGGGGCUGAUUUAUUCGACGAGGCGGGGGCGGCAGAGUCGGCGGAGCGAACCGAGUUCGGGGGCGCAGAGGGGGGCAGAGGACACUCGGGUUAUACUUUCAGUCAGAGCGGCGCUAGGCGCUUUGUGCAGCCCGGAUCUACAAACAGCUCUCCGCCGCAGUCCCCAACAGCGUCUUCAUCUCUCCUCCUCCACCACCUCCACUCCCACCAAAUGGCUAUGGAGCCCCCAAGGACUCGAUCACGUUCUCGCUCUGGAUAUUACCAACAGUACGGUACGGCGAAUGGCACUGGAUUUACAGGCAACGCAGUAAUGGGACCAAACCAUCAGCACCAUCAGCAGCAGCAGUUACAUUCACAGCAUCACCAGCAGCAUCUCAGUGCCGCUUGCGCACCACUGGGUGCUCACAGCAACCAGUUGGAGAACCAGCAGAGAUCCCCAGGAGGUAACUCCUCUCCCAGCAUCCAGAGGCUUUCUUCCGUUCCUGGAGCGCACCGCAUCCCAGCAGCAGGUGCCUCUGGAGGAGCCUACCACUGUCACCCAGACCAUGCAUACGGAGAGGAGAGUGACAAGAGUGAAGAAAGUCCCAGUCCAAAGCGCCAGAGGCUGUCCAGUCAGUCUGUCUUGGAACAGCUAACCUCAUCCGCCCCACCACCAUCCACCCCGUCUCCCCCCAUACGCCCAUGGGAGUCAGGGCCUCCAAGUCGUAGACAGCCUCUUCCACACCCACACUACCACCAGGAGAGGUGUCUGACUCCAGCCCGGAACAGACGCAGUCCACCCGCAAGGCGUCAGCGGGGUCGUCUGUCCAGACCCUCCCGCCAUUUGCUGGCACACCACCACCAGCCCACCCAAGGCCCUCCACCACGCUUUUCGCCAUUGGAGCUCCAGGAUGAGAACUACCACCACAACCCCCAUCCCUCCACCCAGCAGACGUAUCCGACACACACACCCAGCACUUACGGACAGCCCCCGACAGCUGGCAGUGGUGGCGGUGCAGGGUCAGAGGAGCCCCGUGCUUUCCAUCCUCCCACCCUGUCACCACGGCUGCUGCAUCCAGCUGCUCACCACCAUCACCUCCACCAUCAGCAGCAGCAUCAUGCAGCACAGCAGCAGCAGGGAGCGCUGGUCCUGGACCUGCACGAACAGCUGCAGCAGAGUGUGCCAGUCUCCUACACCGUGACCCCCGUCCCUCCCCAUGGUCUCACAGCUCCUCUGUGCAGUGGUCAGCACCUUCCGCCGUCCUGUUCCUCGCAACAACAGGUCCCCACAUGCAAUGUAGUUUGGGCUGGACAACACUACCAUCCAAUGCUACAGGCGUGUUCAGUGCAGCAUUUACCAGUGCCCUACACGUUUCCAUCUCUGCUGUCCAGUGACCCUCAGUUCCUGCUUCCUCCUCCUCACCUCUCUCACCACGCACCUCACCUCACCGCACCUGGACAGUUCCUGCCUUUCCAAACACAGCAGCCACGAUCGCCUUUACAGACCAUUGAAAAUGAGGUUGAGCUUCUCGGAGAGCAGCUGUCAGUGGGCGGAGGCUUUAGCUACGCUCACCACCAUCAUCACCAUCAUCACCAUCACCACCAGACUGCCUCCAACCUGACGCCUUCCAACCCUCUGCAGUUCCUCUCACACCAUGACCCUCUGUCACAGGAGCUCUUCACAGUGCCGUAUCCACACUUUGUGCCUCGGCGAUUCACAGGCCGGCGUUACCGUUCGCAGCAGACAGUUCCUCCGCCACCCUACCACCCCAGCUUCCUGCCUUACUUCCUGUCAAUGCUUCCUGUGGCCCCGAAUGUGGCCCCUACCAUCAGUCUAGAGCUGGAUGUUGAUGAUGGAGAGGUGGAGAACUAUGAGGCCUUGUUAAACCUCGCUGAGCGUCUAGGAGAAGCCAAACCUCGUGGUUUGACGAAGGCAGACAUCGAGCAGCUUCCAUCGUACAGGUUUAACCCCAACAACCACCAGUCUGAGCAAACACUUUGUGUGGUGUGUAUGUGUGACUUUGAGUCACGUCAACUCCUCAGGGUCCUGCCCUGUAAUCAUGAGUUCCACGCCAAGUGUGUCGACAAGUGGCUUAAAGCAAACCGGACCUGUCCAAUCUGUCGAGCCGACGCCUCCGAGGUCCAACGGGACUCUGAGUGACCGCUGCCUCUUAAAGUCAGAAGUUACUCCACAGCUGGGACUCCCUUUGACCUCCAUGUGUCUCUUGGUUUUAUAGCCCAGUGAAAUCAGCGACACAUUGCGUGAGACCAGUGCUUCAUUCUUCACUCACUGUCCUCCAGGACACCUCAAUAAUACUUCUCACCUGGGUUUGGUGUUCCAUGGUGUCUAGACUCUCCCUUCACUGCCUCUGUUCACUGUACUGCUGGACUUCCUGGGCCUUCUGUACUGGACUACGACUCUGCCUUCCACUCACGGUUCUUUCCUUUAUAUAAAAGGCCUUUGCCUCACACCUCAACCUGAAGGUGGAAAUAAUAUAUUUGUAUUUCUUUUUUUUUUUUUUUUUACCCUUCAGUCUUUUACAGAAGGACAGACUGUUCAAAAAUCAUUAUUACUAACAAACCCUGAGUGAGAAUUGGCAGUCCAAAGAUUUGUAUUUGAUUUUUUUUUUUUAGUGUGGUUAUAAUUAGUUGUUCACAUCCUGGUUUGCAGAGUCCUAGUUAUUAGGCUUGUUAUAAAUACACUCACUUUUCUUGCAUUCCUUCUCAUCAGAGCUGUGUUUAUGGGUUGACAGACAAGAUGCUGGACACUGUCAAUGGUGAAAGUACAAUAUAUUUUCUCUAAUGUGUGUGUGUGUGCGCGCGCCCGCGCGUGUGUUACUGUGGUAUUUAUACUCUUUGCGGUGGGUACAGUACAAUGAGUCCCAAAUCCUUGGUUUCCUGUGUUAACUUUUGUUUUCCACUCAUUUAACUUUAGGACACGAGGACAUUUCCCUGAGGGUUCAAACAGAACCUGCUCAAAGUUUCUUUCUCUUUAUGCCACACAUUUAACACUCCCAUCACUACAGCUGCAUAUUUACACCAUUCAUCUGCAAAAUGUGACAAAGCUGAAAGAGCUUUUGAGUGAUAUUUUUCUGCUGCAGUUUUCUUGAACAGCCCAUUGUUGGAACAAAGUUGUUUAUUUUCACACCGUUUUACUUUUGCUCAUUUUUCAGCAUUUUGCAGUUGAAGACACACCUGUAUUUGUGUUGAUUGUUCUCAUGCAGCCUUUUGUGUCAAUUAAACAGUUCCAAAUACAA
This is a messenger RNA of Cynoglossus semilaevis (tongue sole), 4435 nucleotides long. It is a transcript of the gene rnf38, whose product is annotated as ring finger protein 38. Gene Ontology annotation, biological process: protein ubiquitination. Bases 1114 to 3339 code for a protein of 741 amino acids. Gene Ontology annotation, molecular function: ubiquitin protein ligase activity. Lineage: Eukaryota; Metazoa; Chordata; Actinopteri; Pleuronectiformes; Cynoglossidae. The record is from RefSeq and is a predicted model, not a curated record. The transcript has 13 exons.